AUGCCCUUCCACCAGCUCCUACCUGGCCUCUUGCUUCUGCUCUGGCUGCCUGCCAGCCUGGCCCACCAUGGCCCCCAGCUCUGGGCGGGGGCCCACCCCCACGGGACCCCACGCUGCUACUCGGCUGAGGAGCUGCCCCUGGGCCAGGCCCCGCCCCACCUGCUGGCUCGAGCUGCCAAGUGGGAGCAGGCUCUGCCCGUAGCCCUGGUGGCCAGCCUGGAGGCGGGGGGCCGCAGAAGGCGGCAGGACGAGCCCCCCGCUGGGACCCAGUGCCCAGUGCUGCGGCCUGAGGAGGUAUUGGAAGCCGACAUCCACCAGCGCUCCAUCUCGCCCUGGAGAUACCGCGUGGACACCGACGAGAGCCGCUACCCACAGAAGCUGGCCUUCGCCCAGUGCCUGUGCAGGGGCUGCAUCAGCACCAAGACGGGCCGGGAGACGGCCGCGCUCAACUCCGUGCCCCUGCUGCAGAGUCUGCUGGUGUUCCGCCGCCGGCCCUGCUCGCGGGACGCCUCGCGGGUGCCCACGCCCGGGGCCUUCUCCUUCCACGCCGAGUUCAUCCGCGUGCCCGUCGGCUGCACCUGCGUCCUGCCCAGGUCGGCCCAGUGA
Messenger RNA from Mirounga angustirostris (Northern elephant seal), 606 nucleotides. RefSeq names its product interleukin 17C (gene IL17C). The record is from RefSeq and is a predicted model, not a curated record. Gene Ontology annotation, biological process: inflammatory response. Gene Ontology annotation, molecular function: cytokine activity. Bases 1 to 606 code for a protein of 201 amino acids. Lineage: Eukaryota; Metazoa; Chordata; Mammalia; Carnivora; Phocidae. Gene Ontology annotation, cellular component: extracellular region. The transcript is spliced from 2 exons.